AUGGCCUCGUCGUCUUUCCGAGACUCGAUGAAUUCGUUGGGGUGGUCGAGAAGAGACCCGGAUGUGCCGGCCAAUACCUCGUCCUCGACUCCCAUUUUGUCAAAGCUUUCGUCGCUGAAUCCAUUUGGAAGACAAGGCUAUGUCCAGUUACCUACGCACGAGGCUCCCGGGGCACCACUACCGGCGCCGUCUAGGAGGGAAGAGGAAGAGGGCUGGUUCGCAUUGAGCAGAUGGGAUCGCCUGAUGAUCUUUGGUGGAUGCAAUCUGGCCGCUCUAGCAUGCUUCGUUAUCUGCUUUGCAUUGUUCCCUGUCUUGAGCCUGAAGCCACGCAAAUUUGUCAUUCUUUGGAGCGUGGGAUCUCUCAUGUUUCUCUCGAGCUGGGCGGUCCUGAUGGGACCGAUGCAGUAUACCAUGCAUCUCAUUUCAGGCCCUCGGCUCCCCUUUACUGCCGCCUAUUUUGGUUCCAUCAUCAUGACCAUCUACUUCGCGAUCGGACUCCAUUCGACGAUUUUGACUCUAUUUUCGGCGAUUGUGCAGCUCGUGGCUUUGGUGUGGUAUCUGGUGAGCUACUUUCCAAUGGGAAGCACUGGAUUGCGCUUUGCAGCCAGGGUGGGAGGCAGCCGGGUAAGCGCAUGGAUGAACGACUGA
This is a messenger RNA of Cladophialophora yegresii CBS 114405, 648 nucleotides long. RefSeq lists its product as uncharacterized. Bases 1 to 648 code for a protein of 215 amino acids. The record is from RefSeq and is a predicted model, not a curated record. Gene Ontology annotation, cellular component: membrane. The transcript has 5 exons. NCBI's taxonomy places the organism in Eukaryota, Fungi, Ascomycota, Eurotiomycetes, Chaetothyriales, Herpotrichiellaceae. Gene Ontology annotation, biological process: vesicle-mediated transport.